AUGGUUACAAUCAAGAAACAAAAAAAGGCAUUGGAUUCCACCACCACUCGUUUGGCAUCAGUUAUGAAAGCAGGCAAAUACUGUUUGGGUUAUAAACAUACUUUGAAGACAUUUCGUCAAGGCAAAGCUAAAUUGGUCCUUAUUGCCAGUAACACCACUGUUCUGAUGAAAUCCGAGAUUGAAUACUACGCCAUGUUGCCAAAGACUGAAGUCCAGCACUACAGCGGAACCAACAUUGAAUUGGGUACAGCUUGCGGUAAAUACUUCCGCGGGUGCACACUCUUUAUCACAGAUCCUGGUGAUUCCGAUAUUAUCCGCUCAGACAACAACUAA
This is a messenger RNA of Eupeodes corollae, 333 nucleotides long. RefSeq names its product 60S ribosomal protein L30-like. The record is from RefSeq and is a predicted model, not a curated record. The transcript has a single exon. Gene Ontology annotation, cellular component: cytosolic large ribosomal subunit. Gene Ontology annotation, molecular function: structural constituent of ribosome; RNA binding. Bases 1 to 333 code for a protein of 110 amino acids. Lineage: Eukaryota; Metazoa; Arthropoda; Insecta; Diptera; Syrphidae.